AAUGUCUCACAGGAAGUCCCGUGCUUGAGUCCGUUCAGCUUGACGCCUCUGUAAAAGUUGGAUGUUUGUGAAAUGAAAGCGCUUGUAACAAAUGAAAAUUAUGGCUGAAAUUAAAGAAAAUAACAUUGUCGAAGCAAACGGAGAGGAGGACGGAGCCGUGGCGGCGGCUGCCUCGGAUGACCUCGCCCCGGUGAAGGCUCAUGAGAAAGCCCUCGACUCCUCUCCGCUCCAGCCUGUCGAUGUGCAAGACAGAGCGGAGACAGACGGCCGGGAGGAGCUGGAGCUGGAGCCCGAGCCCGAGCUGGAGCUGGAGCCGGAGCUGGAGCUGGAGCCGGAGCCGGGGCUGGAGCCAGAGGUGGCGGCCCGGCCAGCAGACGCACCGCAGGAGGCCGAGGAAGAGGCUCCCUGCCCGGCCUCAGCCGAGUCCAGCACUGAGCCAAAGUGGGCGACCGGGGCGAAGUGUAAGGCGACGUGGUCGGAAGACGGUCAGCUGUACGCCGGGACUCUGGUGUGGCUGGACGGCCGGCGCUGCAGAGUCCGCUUCGACGGCUACGGCAACGAGGAGGAAAAGGAUGUGAGCGAGCUGAAGAGUCCGGAAACUUCCCCGCCGCCGCAGACGGACGGACAGGUGUGGAAGGCGGGCUCGCGCUGCCGUGCCGUGUAUUCGGAGGAUGGCCUGGUGUACCCGGCCGUGCUGCUGUGGGUCAGAGGGGAGCGCUGCAGGGUUCGCUUCGACGGCUACAACAACGAGGAGGAACAAGAUGUCUGCAGCCUGCUGGCCCCCGGCGAGCUCCACGGCCCGGGCAGAGCCACCGCCGCCAAGGGCGGCACCUGGAGGCAGAGUCCGACUGGCAGCAGCUCCGACUGGAGGAGGAAGAGGAGGGAGGAGAGCCAGGCAGAGAGAGACGGAGAGAGGAGGCCGGCCAGCUCCUCCACUGGUAAAGAAAGAGCCGCUGACCCCCUUCAGGCAGACGGCAGGGGGGGAAACUUCCAGAACGACGCAGCAGAGAAACCGGCCGCUAACCUGUUCUCCUUCUUCCCUCCGGUUCCUCCUCCACCCAACAUCGGCUCGGCCGAGUGUGUGUCCUUCGUCCCUCCUCCUCCUCCUCCUCCUGCGCCUCCUCUGUGCGGCAGGAAGGAGGCGAGCAGCGGCGCGGAUGUGGACGUAACCACGCUCAGCGGCAUGUUGAUGUGCUGGUACAUGUGUGGCUUCCACACCGGCAGCUACAUGGCGCAGCAGCAGUGCAGAACGACCUGCAGACCUGCCAGCUCCAAGGACUGACCGAAGGUUUCUGCGUGGCAGCCCAGAGGCAUUAUGGGAGGAGAAGUGGAUCCAAACACAGAGAGGAUGAUUUUUUUUUUUCUUUAUGACAUUUUACUCAUUUGAUUUGCUCUUGGUUUGACUUUUUCAGGGCUGUGUGUCCUGUGUUGGUGUUCCAGCCCUGAAACGUGUGUGUGUGUGUGUGUGUGUGUGUGUGUGUGUGUGUGUGUGUGUGUGUGUGGUGUGUGUGUGUGGUGUGUGUGUGUGUGUGUGUGUGUGUGUGUGUGUGUGUGUGGUCUUUGACUCGUGUUCACAUGGUUCUGAUGGGACUGUAAAGCUGUUCCAUGUUUGUUCUCCUGAGAACGCUGCAGAGUGCUGCUGAGUUCCUGCGUUUUGUUUGAUUAUGAUGUUUCUCUCAUCAUGCCGAGUGAAAAAAAAAAAGUUUUGUUGUUGUUGUUGUUUUUCUGUUGAGAAAAGGCUGAAAUAAAAGUGGAAGAGCCUGGAUUUAUUGGUUCUGCAGUUAAGAGAUGUUACACUAAAAAAAAAAGUCUUAUUUUCACUUUCAUUUGUGAGAUGAAAUGAAUAAAGUAAAGGCUAUUUUGUUAAUAAAAGAAAAGCAUUAAAA
This is a messenger RNA of Myripristis murdjan (pinecone soldierfish), 1886 nucleotides long. RefSeq names its product survival motor neuron protein-like. The transcript has 10 exons. Gene Ontology annotation, cellular component: nucleus; cytoplasm. Lineage: Eukaryota; Metazoa; Chordata; Actinopteri; Holocentriformes; Holocentridae. The record is from RefSeq and is a predicted model, not a curated record. The coding region runs from base 92 to 1282 and encodes 396 amino acids. Gene Ontology annotation, molecular function: RNA binding. Gene Ontology annotation, biological process: mRNA processing.